Neopelma chrysocephalum (saffron-crested tyrant-manakin) is the source of this 578-nucleotide messenger RNA. Its product is annotated as glycogen phosphorylase, muscle form-like. Gene Ontology annotation, biological process: glycogen catabolic process. The record is from RefSeq and is a predicted model, not a curated record. Gene Ontology annotation, cellular component: cytoplasm. The coding region runs from base 88 to 318 and encodes 76 amino acids. Lineage: Eukaryota; Metazoa; Chordata; Aves; Passeriformes; Pipridae. Gene Ontology annotation, molecular function: glycogen phosphorylase activity; pyridoxal phosphate binding. The transcript is spliced from 3 exons.
CUGCCCGAGCUCCGCCAGGUCGUGGACCAGCUCAACUCCGGCUUCUUCAGCCCCCGCCAACCCGACCUGUUCCGCGACAUCGUCAACAUGCUCAUGAACCACGACAGGUUCAAGGUGUUCGCGGAUUACGAGGCGUACGUGAAGUGCCAAGAGAAAGUCAGUGCCCUCUACAAGAACCAGCGGGAAUGGACCCGGAUGGCGAUCCGGAACAUCGCGGCCUCGGGGAAGUUCUCGAGCGACCGGACGAUCGCUCAGUACGCGCGGGAGAUCUGGGGCUGCGAACCCUCCCGGAACCGCAUCCCCGCCCCCGACGAGUAGGGGAUCCCCCCGCCCGGGACCCCCCCGGGCCCCACCGCGUGUCUCGGCCUCCCUAAAUCACCCCCCUCGCAUUAACCGGGAGGGCUCAGGGGGAUCCCCGACAUUUGGGGCAGUUUGGGGCUCAUUUGGUCGUUUUUAAUUUAUUAAGGGAGGGUCCCCCCUCCGCCUCCACCUCGGGAACUGGGGGGACCCCGCAGCAUCACCGGGUGAACUGGGGGGGUCCCUCCCCUAAAAAAUAAAGGAAAUAAAGGAAUUAAUGG